UUCAGAGUUGGUUCUUUCUUUUGUGCUGGAUCAACAUCCAAUAUUUUCCAUUGUAUCCUCCCUGUUCAAUCUCCUCCACCCUCAGUUCCUCCUUUCCCACCCACCCUACUUUCUAAUUGGAUUUCAUUACCAUUUCCUUUCACUUUUUCCCAGCCAGACUCUGGUUGGAGCGGCUUGGGUAGGAGCGGCUUUACUGGGUUCUCUUCGGCACACUCAAACAUCAGAGGCAGCUCCCAAAGACUUCACUCUAAAUCAACUGCCGUGACACUGCAAUGACACCACUCUGGCUGUUGCCCUUGUUGCAGUCCCUUCUUCUCCUCCAAAUCCAUCUUUCCAACCAGUUAGAAGACAACAAGAUCCCUCCCAGUCUGUGUACUGGUCACCCUGGUAUCCCUGGCUCUCCUGGAGCUCCUGGCACUCCUGGUCAGCCAGGGAGAGACGGGAGGGAUGGGAGAGAUGCUGCUCCAGGGGAGAAGGGACAGAGGGGGGACACGGGAUACCCAGGUGAGACAGGACUGCGUGGCUUGACCGGGGACAGAGGGGAGAUGGGAGAAAAAGGGGAGAGGGGGCAGUCAGGAGAGUGCGCAGUGGCCCCCAAAUCAGCCUUCAGCGUCAAACUCUCCGAGGGCCACACUUCACCCAUCACCGUGGGCAAUGUAGUCCGCUUUGACAAGGUCGUGCUUAAUGAACAGGGCGACUACAACGCAGAGACAGGACAGUUCACCUGCAAAGUGCCAGGAGUUUACUACUUUGCCGUUCACGCCACAGUCUACCGCGCCAGCCUCCAGUUUGACCUGAUGAAAAACGGACACACAGUGGCCUCUUAUUUUCAGUUCUACGGCAACUGGCCCAAACCAGCCUCUCUCUCAGGCGGCUCCCUGCUUCACCUCAUCCCUGGUGACCAGGUGUGGGUCCAGAUGGCUCUGUCAGAGUACAAUGGGUUUUACUCCAGCACCAAGACAGACAGCACCUUCACCGGCUUCCUGGUGUAUUCAGACUGGAAAAACUCUGCUGUGUUUGCAUGACACGUGCUUUUG
Messenger RNA from Etheostoma cragini (Arkansas darter), 1037 nucleotides. RefSeq names its product C1q and TNF related 5 (gene c1qtnf5). The record is from RefSeq and is a predicted model, not a curated record. The transcript is spliced from 3 exons. Gene Ontology annotation, molecular function: protein binding. Lineage: Eukaryota; Metazoa; Chordata; Actinopteri; Perciformes; Percidae. Bases 273 to 1025 code for a protein of 250 amino acids.